Messenger RNA from Poeciliopsis prolifica (blackstripe livebearer), 1388 nucleotides. RefSeq names its product E3 ubiquitin-protein ligase RNF180-like. NCBI's taxonomy places the organism in Eukaryota, Metazoa, Chordata, Actinopteri, Cyprinodontiformes, Poeciliidae. The transcript is spliced from 7 exons. The coding region runs from base 1 to 1281 and encodes 426 amino acids. The record is from RefSeq and is a predicted model, not a curated record. Gene Ontology annotation, cellular component: endoplasmic reticulum membrane. Gene Ontology annotation, molecular function: ubiquitin protein ligase activity; ubiquitin conjugating enzyme binding; metal ion binding. Gene Ontology annotation, biological process: protein polyubiquitination; serotonin metabolic process; positive regulation of proteasomal ubiquitin-dependent protein catabolic process.
AUGGAUGUUGAUCAUCUACCAGAGUGGAUCUGGACCUCGGUUCAGCAGCCUGAAGUGACCCAAACCUGCCCGUGUGGUUCAGACGGUCGUCCAGGCCAUCUGGACGUCCGGGAAGCUGAACUGCUUCCACUGUGGGGCUCGGCUGGGCGGCUUCAGCUUCCUGAACCGGUACCGCGCCCCUGCGGCCGCGACGCCACCGUCCACUUCAGCCGCAGCCGCGUGGAUCUGGACCAGAAGCCCCGCCUCCUCAUCGUCCCGCCGCACAGGCCGGGCCGUGGGUCGGCGCAGGCCCAGCAGGAGGAGCCGGUCUGUGCUCCGGACCCGGUCUGUGCUCCGGACCCGGUCUGUGCCGGCGGGACCCCACAGCACGGUGCCGCCGGAGACAUGGACGCGCCGCAGCUGGACCCGUCUGUCCGGAGAACAACAGAACUUAAGGCUGAAGCGGAUCAUGAGGUUUGGAGCGACGCCGUCCCCUGGGAGUCUGGCGCUCCAGCAGGAUUAGCAUCGUUAGCAUCGCCGUCUGCAGCGCCGCAGGAAUCAGAUGAAGAUUGUUUCACCUCUGAGGGAGAAGCAGAGCAGCAGGAGGAAGUGGUGUCGUCCGCUCAGGGCCCCGGGGUUCUGAGCUCCUUGGCCCGGACCAGACUGAGCAAAACGGACCAGAACCGACUGAAGAGUCGGAGGAGGAAGCAGAGGAGGAGAGAGAGAUGGCUGCAGAGUCAGCUGCAGGAGGAAGAGGAGGACGAGCCGGCCCAGUCGUCCCCAGCCUGUCCUCCGGCCUGUCCUCCGGCCUGUGAGGACGCGGACCGGGACGGUCUGACCUGCGCCGUGUGUCUGGACGUGUUCUUCCGGCCUCGCAGCUGCCUGCCCUGCGCUCACGUGUUCUGUGAGCCGUGUCUCCGGCGCCUGGCCCGGAACCGCGCCGCCCACACGCCGUGCCCGCUCUGCCGCCGCCUCAUCUGCAACACCGGCUUCCACAGAGAGCUGGACCACCGGGCCAGGACUCUGUUCCCCAAGGUCUGGGCCACACGCAGGCAGAACUUCCAGAACUCGCUGAGCGCUCGCUGGCCGCUGCCCAGCUCCCGGGAGCAAACACGCUUCGUAUGCUGUCAUGGGCGAAGCGCGGAGGCCGCGUGGCGACGCUGGCGUCUAACUCCACGACCCUUUGACCCGGGCGUGCCGGGCCUUCCUCAGCUGCCCUUCGCCACGCUCAUCAUCCUCUUCAUCGUGUCCUUCGCGCUGCUCCUCUACCUCGCCGGCUUCUUCUUCACAUUAUUCUCAUGAGUUUCUGCACAUGGUCUCGUUUUAAUCCGAUGAACUUCAGAGACUCUUUAAAUCCUGCAGAACCUCAGAAACGGUUCCAACUGCUUGCCAAAUAAAUUUCUUGACUU